CGCCUGAUUAGCGGCUACCGCGCCGGUCGCUGGUGAGACCGCAGGCCCGGCGCUCCGCCCGCCCUGGGCUCGCUUGUGUAGUGCUUACCACAGUUAUUUUAACAAGUGCUGUGCAAUUGCAUAAUUUCUCAACAGUUAUGUGCUUGUGACUCAACAUUUAAAUAUAGUGUCAUUCAUCUCACCAGUGUUCAUAUCGGAGUUGACACGGCCCAACGAUGUUAAAAGGUCGGGGUCGCGACCCGCGUUUCACCGGGACCAACGUUCCUGGGUCGCCUGGUAUGGUGCGUCCAGCCAACCAGACUAUGACCCGGCAUGUACAGGGUGCUCAACUGACGGUGCGGACGUCCAAAGCCCCGCUAGCAAAACCAGAGCCAGAGUACGAAGUGGUGGAGUUCCCCACGGAACAAUACGUCAAUGCCAAACUUCAACCGCCACCGCCGCCGCCUCCACGGCCCGCUACAGGUCACCCAGUAGACGCGGGUGCAUCGUGCGGUUUGUGCGGGGGCGGCGGCGCGCGCGUGCGAUGCGCCGAGUGCGGACGGCGCGCGCUGUGCGCCUCCUGCGACGACAUGUACCACCGCCAUCCGAAGCGGAGGCACCACCAGCGACAGGCUCUAUCCACAUCGCAACUACGAGAUGAGCGUCCUCCACUGCCGCCUAAGACCACGCCGCCUGUUCCGCCGCCGAGACGACACAAGAUGAGCGGAGACAGAAUGAGUGCAAGUCCAAGACCACCACCAACAGAACAAAGACGCGCCACCCUCGGUCACUUGUCUAUGGCUCCCAACCAGACUUUUACGAUGCCUCUGAACAACCACUCCGCUCAUCACACCCACCAACUGCCCCCACAUCUUCAAGGUAAACUAUCACACCCAGACAUGUCUGGCCACCUUGGUAGCAUGCCAUAUCUGCCGAGCACAAUGCAAGCACCUGCACCUAUCACUCAUCAGCAGACAAGCACGCUUGGACAUACGUCACCGUGGGCACGACAACGUGGAUCUAUCCCGGGGUUUAAUAUGCCGACUAAUGUUAUCAAUCAACCUUUUCCCGCCGAAGCCUGGGAGAACCAAGAAGCUAUCCCCUCACACGGCGUGCACGGCGCCCACUCGCCUCACGGUCCGCACGCGACCCAAAGCUGGUGCCGGCCACUUCGUCGCGGUGCCUCAGUCCUAGAACUAGGUGGUGGGGGAUGCGCAGGGUGCGCUCAUUGCGCGCCGAUGUCAGCAUGGCGAUACGGCAGUUGCGCUAACUUGGAGACGGGGUGGGGGGCAUGGCCGCAACAAGUGCCGUGCUGCGUGCCACAUACACCACAUCCAAUCGCACAUGGACACCCAGCGCAUACGCCGCAGCCUUAUCGCAGAGCUGAAAGUCGCGCCGUGUCACGUGCGGCUUCGCGAACGGGAUCGCGCGCGGCGUCGCCCGCUAUGAGCGUGCGGUCGCGCGCGUCGCGUCGCAACAAACAUCGCACGCCGUCCCCACCACUGCCGUCCAGCGACGCCGACUCUGAGAGCGAGGGCAGCGAGCAUGAGACGCAACCGCAUAAGGAUGAAGACGAUCUAGGUCCUCCGCCGGCACCGCCGAGUGUGUCAUGGCAGUGCGAAUUCUGUACGUUUGUAAACGACCCGGGAGGCCGCGUGUGCGCCAUCUGCUGCCGCACGCCGACCGCCGCGCCGCGCCCGGCUGAUGUGACUCGCGCUGUAGCGGCGCUCAGUGUACAAGAAAAUCGCGAACCGAAACCCAGCCGCCUUGAAGAACCGCCGGUUAAACAAAACGGUGAAAAUUCUAAAGGUGGGCAAAAAAAAGUACGGGCCUCGACCGGAUGCGGUCCAUCGCCUCCCAGAGAUGACAAAUUAAAGAAGUCUUUAAACCGACUCGUUACGCCGACGCGAGAAAGUGAUCGUGUGGAGCCUAAGAGAAAACUGGAUACUGGAGUGGGACCAUCGCCGCCUCGUGAGAUUCAGCAGAAAAUGACGGAAAAGCACAGCGUAUCCGUUGGUCCGUCCCCGCCGCGGGAAACCGUGUCGAAUUCGAAUCGUGCUUCGCCAAAUUCUGCGGUAGAAAAAAAGUCCGCUGGAACGUCCCCCCCUCGCUCGGGUGACAGUCGGCCGUCGUCGUCUCGCGCCGUCUCCAACACCGGCACGUCGCCACCACCGCAGAGUAUAUCCACGCAGACAUACGAAGUGCCAAAUUCGUGGCGCGACCCCACGUCCCGCGCACGGUCGCGAGCUCGGCGCAGAGCUCGCGACGACACGCGUCGCGAGCGUUCACACAGCCGACACUCGCUCUCCAGCGACACACGGGAAAGCGAACGCAGCGCUCGCACCAGCCGUGAGGGGCGCUGGGAAUGGCGGGAUCGGGAGCGCGACAGCAGCCCGGGCGGGGAGUGGAGCGAGGGCGAGCGGCGGCGGCCCGGUUUGCGGCGCCGUGCUUCCCAUCUCGACCUGCACAGAGCCAGGCCUGCAAGGAGGGCUAGUGGAUACGGAUCUGGGGCGGUAUCUCCGGAGCCCUUAUCCAGCAACAGGGCGAUCUCUUUAGAGGCUCUAGUAGGAGCCGGAGCAAGAAGAGAAGCGGAAAGAGGGCUGGAGCUCGCGAGGCUUAUGACUGAAGCCGAGCGGCUGGGAUUCAGUGCGGCGGAAGUGCACGCGGCACUUGCACAGAGUCCAGCAGCUCCGCUGACCUGGUUGCGAGAGCGGUGGGCGAGUCUGUGUGCCGGCGUGAGAGCCGCCGCCGCUAGACUAGCGCCGCACGCGCCGGUCUCCGAGCUAGAGGCCCGGGCGGCGCUGGCGAGGCACCGCGGCGCUAUGUGGCCUGCAGUUACCGACUGCGUGGAAAGACACCGCCAACAUCGGCAGGCGGAGUCACUUGGUGUGGGCUCGGAGGCGCGGCACGGCGGGCGUGUGUGGGGCUCCCCGGCCGGCGCCGACGACGACGCCGCGCCCCCGCGACUCGACCGCCGCGCCGAAGAUAGCUCAGAUGAAUACGACGAACGGGCACCUACCAAAUUUCAAGAUGACGACUGGAUGUAUUUACCGCUAGACGCGAAUGAUCCCUUGUAUGAGAAAGACGAAACGUGGCAAGUACCGACGGAUCCCAUCCUCCAGAAAACGGAAGACGUGGCAUCGAAAUUGAAAUCGCUUCUCCUACAGGCCGGAGUUCCUGCGGUUGAUGAGAAUUUGUUAAUAAAAGGUCUCCUUUCUGACAAUGCUUUAUUCAAAACGGAUGAACAUACGGUAAAUAAAUCACAGUUCACAGACUUUCUUCAAUCAGAAAAUGACUUUAUAGAUGCUUAUAAUGCUUUGACGAGACUUAGUCCAUUACCUAAUGUUAGUGAACCUACAAAUGAAAUCAAACAUGUAAAUAGAGAAGGAAAUACUUACCUUAAAAUAAAUAUUGCAAAAAAUAAACCAGAAAAUAUAAAUACCAAUUUAAACAUCAAAGAGAGAAAUACACUAGAAGGCUCAAAUUUAUCCAAUGAAUAUAUACAAAAAACCAAUUUAAAAUUAAAUAUAGCAGCGAUAAACCAUGAAACAGUAUAUAAAGACGAAGAAAUAACAAUGACUGAUAUUUCAGAGCCACGUGUUUCUCACACAGCUGUAGUCACCCAAGAGCCAUAUGAAAGUAAAUUAAUCGAAAAUGUGAAAGUAUCACCUGUAGUUACUACAUUUCAUAAUUUGGACGCCAAUUCCCGAAAAAAAGAAAUAGUUGACAUAUCUCAAGGGCAAGGUAAUUCACGUUCUAGCGAAACAAACCUGAGAGAGAAAGAAAGACAAAAUCAUAACAGUUCAGUACUUGAAGAAAUACCGAAGACAAAUAAUUCUGCAAACGAUAAUAAAACGUCUUCUAUAAACCACUUUAUAAAACAAGAUGAAGAAAAAUCUAAAAAAUUAAAUGACAUUGUUGAUCAUACACAAAAGCUUAUACAACAAAUGAAAGAUGAAAUAAAUUCUGACAUUAAUUCUAUAGAAGGUUCCAAUGUUUCUCAAAGUGAAGCAGAUACUAGUUCCAACGAAUCUGAGUUUUCAUCUGAACAUGAGUCAAGCUUUAGUGAAACAGAUGACGAAACCGAAAAUCUAACGUCAAAUGAAGAAGAUAAGGAAUCAAGUGUAGAAAAUGAAGAAGAUCAAGUAACAGAAAGACAUGAAAUAGUUACUAGAACAAGUUCAGAAGAUAAUGAACAGUUCGAAGAAGCUAUGGAUCACAUUGACGACCAAAUUGAAGAUUUCAAAAACACGAACAUCCAAAUUUUAGACUCUAUUGCUCGGAGUCUUCAAGAGGAACAUAUAGUUUCUGUAGAAAUAAAAGAGCACAUGCCGAUUAAAAACAAAAUGCAAGAUAAAAAUAAUAAUAUAUUUGUAAAAGUAAAUUCUUUUGAAGAAAUAUACGAUGAACUAACUACUAAUGACAAUAGUUCUGAAAUUAAUAGCAGCGAAAAUGGGAAACAGGCAAUAACUUUAAACCGAAAUGUUCAUGAAGAGGAAAUGGCAAAAAAGCCUGUUUUACCUUUACCAAAACAAGAAAUAAGCAUUUCAGUGUUUAGACCUGUUACAGCUACAAAAUUAAUAAUAACUGAACAGAAGACGCAACUUUUACAAGCUAUUAUUGAAGAUAUUAAGACAAAGGAUAUAAAUAAAAAUAAUUUUGACCAACAAAAUGAAAGUAAAGAUGAAUCUGUUGAUGAAGGCCAACAAACACUUACUAUAAAAUCUGAUGCAGAAAAUACAGGAACUCCAAUUCAGUCUGACCAUUCUAGAGACAACAAUCCAGAAAAUAUGUCAAAAGAGUCACAGAACAACUCUUCUAACAUAGAGGUCGAUGAAACAAAAGUUGUUCUUUCACACAUAACGCAAACUGAGGAAAAGAGUCAUAAAGAGGAAGUUCAAAUAUCUACAAAAGGAAAUAAGAUACACGAGAAACAAGAUGUUAAACAAGACCACGUUAUCAUUAUGAGUAAAAAUUCACCCAAAUCUAACAUUCCAAAGUUAAUUAAACUUGUAUCCUCUAAUAAUAGGAUAAAAGGAGAUAAAACCUCUCCAAAAGUAUUAUCUUCAAAAGUUCCAGUCCGCAGAAAUUCCUUAAAGCAAUAUCCUGCACCGCCACCGCCAAAAUCUCACUUCGGUAAUAUACAAAGCGGUUUCGUUAAACAACUACAAACCAAACUUUUCAAUAAUAAAUUUCCAAAAACUUCCAGUAACAAUAAUGCGGUAGUGGAAAUUAAACCAACUACAUCAUCAACGUUAAACAAAAAAAAACAAGCUCCACAACCUCCCAAAGGGGUGGAAAGCAAGUUGCCUUCACCGCCGAGGUUAUCGCCGGCUAAAGAGAAGAAGGAAAAUUACUUCCGCGAAACAUGCCGCACCGAAGACGAGUGGACUGAAAGUGAAUCCGAAGAAUCUCCGUCACGGCCGAGAACCACAAGCGAAGAGAAGUACCGCGCUCCGUCGCCGCCGCCGCCGGUCACAGUGAGACGGGUGUCGGGACAAAUCAUCGAUUUGGCUGCAGUACAGCUACCUGAAGGUUCACCCGAGCGGCAAGCUCGCAUGAUCCUGGCGGAGGGCGCCACGGAGACGUGGGAGCAGGCGCAGCUGGCGGUGGAGCUGGUAUCGCGCGGGGCGGCGCCGCCCGCCGCGCUGCUCGCCGCGCUUGAGUGCGCCGACCUCGAAGCAGCCCUCGCAUACUUGCAUCAGGAAUGCGAACUAUGUGCCUCCAAACUGCCUGAACAUGAGAUGGUGUCGAUGCUUCGCUGCCUUCACCGCUGUUGUCGCGAGUGUGCACAACACUACUUCACAGUUCAGAUCACUGAGCGAAGUAUAGCAGAUUGUGUGUGUCCUUACUGCAAGGUGCCAGAGCUGGAGAACCUUCCCGAAGACGCGUGGCUAGAGUACUUCGCACAUCUCGAUAUACUGUUGAAGACUUUAUUGGAUGCGGACGUACAUGAACUGUUUCAAAGAAAGCUCCGAGACAGGACGCUUGCAAGGGACCCAAACUUUAGGUGGUGUAUGGAGUGUUCCUCCGGAUUUUUCGUCCAUCCAAAGCAAAAGAAACUUCGUUGUCCGGAAUGUCGAUCAGUCAGCUGUGCUUCUUGCAGAAAACCGUGGACUUCGAACCAUGAAGGAUUAUCAUGCGAGCAAUACACCAAAUGGCUAGAAGACAAUGAUCCGGAGCUUUCCUUGACUGCAGUGCAACAACACUUACGAGACAACGGCUUGGAGUGUCCAAGAUGUCAUUUUAAAUAUUCACUGUCGAGGGGGGGUUGUAUGCAUUUCACGUGCACACAAUGCAAAUUCGAAUUCUGUUACGGCUGUGGGAAACCGUUCACCAUGGGCGCGCGGUGUGGCCUCAGCGAGUACUGCGCCAAGUUGGGGCUCCACGCGCAUCACCCUCGGAACUGCCUGUUCUACCUUCGGGACAAGGAGCCGCAUGAGUUGCAGACAUUGCUGCAGAUGAAUAACGUGCCUUACGAGACCGAAUCCCCCGAAGGUUGUACAAAACGCUGUCCCAUACAACUGCAACGAGAGACGCCCACUGGAUUGAUAGACGGGACAUGCGGCAGUGAAGUGCCCCCCAAUCAUGCUGGUUUGUGCAAGAACCAUUACCUGGAGUACCUGAGCAGGUUGGUGCGCGCGCGCGGCGUGGACCCCCUGCCGCUGCUGGGCGUGGACGACCUGGAGACGCUGGUGCGGCGCGCGGCGCUGCGUCCGCCGCCGCGGCCCUACGGCUCGCUCGAGGGGCUGUACAAGCGCGGGCUGGCCGAGAUCGUAAAAGAAAAGAUACCAUUGGAAUGAAGCUGGACAGAAGAACUAGGACUCGAACUGAAAUUUUUGCAUGUGCAUAAUUUGCUUUAGCAGCGUCGAAAAUUCCACUUUUUUGGGGUCAAAGGAAUGUGACCGUGAAUACUAUUCAGAGCUAUCUUCCAAUAUUAACAUACUUUAUGAAUAUAUAAGUAUUACAUAUAUUGUUA
This is a messenger RNA of Amyelois transitella, 6958 nucleotides long. RefSeq names its product E3 ubiquitin-protein ligase lubel (gene LUBEL). Gene Ontology annotation, molecular function: ubiquitin protein ligase activity; K48-linked polyubiquitin modification-dependent protein binding; linear polyubiquitin binding. Lineage: Eukaryota; Metazoa; Arthropoda; Insecta; Lepidoptera; Pyralidae. The transcript is spliced from 24 exons. Gene Ontology annotation, cellular component: LUBAC complex. Gene Ontology annotation, biological process: protein linear polyubiquitination. The coding region runs from base 216 to 6782 and encodes 2188 amino acids. The record is from RefSeq and is a predicted model, not a curated record.